This is a messenger RNA of Pteronotus mesoamericanus, 936 nucleotides long. Its product is annotated as olfactory receptor 52E2-like. NCBI's taxonomy places the organism in Eukaryota, Metazoa, Chordata, Mammalia, Chiroptera, Mormoopidae. The record is from RefSeq and is a predicted model, not a curated record. Gene Ontology annotation, molecular function: olfactory receptor activity; G protein-coupled receptor activity. Gene Ontology annotation, cellular component: plasma membrane. Gene Ontology annotation, biological process: G protein-coupled receptor signaling pathway.
AGUGAGAUGUCCCUUUCUAACGACACGCAGCUCCAACCCUCCUCCUUCUUGCUUCUGGGAAUCCCAGGACUGGAAAACAUCCACAUCUGGAUUGGCUUUCCUUUUUGUGCUGUGUAUCUGAUUGUGCUUUUAGGAAACUUCAUCAUCUUGUUUGUCAUCCAGACUAAGCGCAGCCUCCACCAGCCUAUGUUUUACUUUCUGGCUAUACUGGCUACAAUUGACCUGGGUCUCUCCACAGCCACUAUUCCUAAAAUGCUGGGCAUAUUCUGGUUCAGCCUCAGGGAGAUAAUUUUUAAUGCCUGCCUCACUCAGAUGUUUUUCAUUCACAUCUUUACUGGCAUGGAGUCGGUAGUCCUUCUUGCCAUGGCUUAUGACCGCUAUGUAGCUAUCUGUAACCCUAAUACCACAAUCCUUACCAAUAAGAUAGUGUCUCUUAUUGGUUUUGGGGUGGUCGGGAGAUCUUUCCUUGUUGUUUUCCCCUUUGUAUUCCUCAUCUUGCGAUUGCCCUUCUGUGGACACCAUGUCAUCCCGCACAUAUACUGUGAGCACAUGGAUCUUGCUCACCUGGCCUGUGCAAGCAUCAGGAAUAACAUCAUAUAUCGUUUGGGGACCAUUACUAUCUUGGGGCUUGACAUCAUGGCCAUCGCACUCUCAUACAUCUAUAUUCUCUGUGCUGUUUUCGGUCUUUCCUCUCGUGAGGCCAAGCUCAAGUCUCUCAGUACCUGUGGUUCCCAUGUCUGUGUAACUUUGGCUUUUUAUACCCCAGCUCUUUUCUCUUUUACGACACACCGUUUUGGUCAAAAUGUUCCCCACUACAUUCAUAUCCUCCUGGCUAAUCUCUAUGUACUUAUUCCACCAAUGCUCAAUCCUAUCAUCUAUGGAGUUAGGACCAAGCAAAUCUGUGAACGGGCUCUCAGAAUAUUCAUCCAUCAAUAA